This is a messenger RNA of Geodia barretti, 2421 nucleotides long. NCBI's taxonomy places the organism in Eukaryota, Metazoa, Porifera, Demospongiae, Tetractinellida, Geodiidae. The record is from the annotation of a GenBank genome assembly.
GUCCGGUCGAGUCCCUGGGCCACGUCUCCUGCGACAUGUUGACGCGCAGUCCUGUCGCCGCGGCCGCGUCUGGUCGCGUGAAAAACGAGUUGGGCCAGGGAAGCUGGCAGUACUCCGGCGUCAGAGGGUCGCAUGGUCCGCGCGAGGAACCCUGCGCUGCAAACGCACUCAGUAGAACGAGAAACACGGCCUUCACGUUUGCGGCUACACAACAAGCUGCGGCCAUUUUGGCAAUUAUGACGUCACGAAUAAUUCUCUCCACAUAAAACGUGUAUAAAUUGGCGAAAUGUAUAGGUAUAUACGGUCGGGAACUGUGUGUGUGUGUUGUGAUUUGCAGGCGAGACGGAAAUUUGGAUUCCUGGAAGCUAUAAGGUAAGUCCUAGCCGUCUCGCCCACGCCUACCGGGGGUGCACAGCUACAGCAGCAUGGCUCCACUCUCUAUAUGACGCGGGGAGUUGCGAUUCAGUCGGGCAAACUCAGCGGUCGUGCAAGAAGAGCAAUAGCUAGUCUGUAUGAGUUUCGCUGCUCUUCUGGCGUACCGCCGAUCAUCACAACACUCAAAGAUGCAGCAAAAUCAGUACACGGAGUCAGUGGCGCUGCAGGAUCCGCUGACGGAUUCGGACGGAGACGACUCGAGACCAGAGGACAGAGACAGACAGCAGUACAUGUUCAUAUGGAACCAAACAUACGAGAAAUGGCACGAGUGUCUUAUCACUUUCAACGCCCCGAUGCUCACCAUCACAGAGUUCGAAGACGAGAAAGUGGAGGUCAAUGAGCUCCAGUUGCUACACUUGAAACAGAAGUGGUACCACGGCAACAUUUCACGGAGAGAAGCAAAGAUCAUUCUCCAAGAUUUCAGAGGCGGAAACGGCUCCUUUCUGGUGCGGAGCAGCGAGAGCUUCUCCGGAAAGUUCGCAAUCUCUUUCGUUCACGAAGGGCACGUGAAGCACGUGGUGGUGGAGUCAAGUACAGACCCUGUCGUGGGCAUUCUCUACCACAUCACCCCGAAGGGACCGCGAUUUCACUCGCUCUACGACCUCAUUGAAAAGGCACAGCGGGAGCCCGUCAUUAAGAACCACUUGUUUGAGAUGGUCCUAGGAAAAUGCCCACCCAAGCCCGAUAUGAGAUGGCUACACAGAGGUGUCAAGUCUCUGUCGCAGGCAGAGCAGCUCCUGAAGAGAGAUCACCGAGACGGAGCCUUCUUUGUCUACCGCACUAAGUCUGAGCACUCGCCUUACAUUGUAGCAUUCAGAUCAGGUAGUAGCAUUCUGCACAAUCUAAUAGUAGCGACGCCGCGACCCAACGCAGGGUACUCCCUCAACGGACUCAACACUCCCGUACUGUACAAGCUAAUCCACUACUUCAUGGAGAACCCCAUCCACGGAACCACAGUCCUCAAGUACCCCGUAGAGGACAAAGAUCCCCUCACAACAAACUGUGCCGUGGCGAUAAGGGACCACCACAGGGCAAUGCCGGGGAGCGGAGAACAUCUCCUCAGUUUCUCGACCGGGUCGCUCAUUACCAGCGUUGACACGGGGACGUCGGAGGAGGGCCUGUGGAGAGGCAAUCACAGAGGGGACAAGGGGAUGCUCCUACCGUCAUCACACGUGCGACUCCUCACCAAAGACGAGAUGGAGUUUGUGUCCGACUUGAAAACCAGCCAGCGUUUGGCGGAGUCACAGGCAGCCCAAAAGACACUCAAUUUUCGCACACACAUUCUCGACAUAAAAUCAGACUAUCGCGUCAUUUUUGACUUUUCGCCAGACAUGCAGCCGACAACAAUCGUGAUAGAGCCACUCAUAAAGUCCCUCCGCAGCUACCGGCUGGCCUGUCAGACACCUGAAGACUUGGAAAUGUGGUACCACGUGUUACAUGCAGCUCGCUGCCUCCCGAAGUCUGUAGAGGAACUAUCGCGUUCAUCGCGCUACAGAAGAGGCUGCACUAUCUGCUAAACACUGUGUGUCUGUCACAUUGUGUAUCUGGAGAUCAAGUAUUAUAUGUGUAUAUGUGUCCAUUGUCGUCUGUCAUUACAUCAUAGUGAUUUGUGUAUCCACAGUCCGUUUACUGUCAACUUACAGCUUUUAUGAUUCAUCAAUCACGUCAAAUUGUGUGUCUUAUAACACUUGUGUAUAAUACAUCAGCGUGCACUCUAUUAUUAUGAGCCCUUACAUGGGCUAUAAUUCAAGAAAUAAAUUUUGAUAAAUAACGAGCUGCAGCCAGCGAUGUAGUAGUCGCAAUUCUGUGUGUGGUUUCUGUAUGUGCAAUGAAUCAUUCCUGCAUAAAUUGUGAACUGAAGCUAUAAUAUUAUACAGCGCUUACUCGUGUACAUAACUCUUGCGUGAGGUAGCCCGGUGAAGAAAGCUAUUAAACUCUGCACAUCAUUGUGAGGAUCAUCGUCAUAAUAACACAAGAAAUAGCCAA